This is a messenger RNA of Protopolystoma xenopodis, 330 nucleotides long. Lineage: Eukaryota; Metazoa; Platyhelminthes; Monogenea; Polystomatidea; Polystomatidae. The record is from the annotation of a GenBank genome assembly.
GUGAUAACUCGGCUGGCCGGGAUGGAACACGAACAGUUGCAUCUGAGCAGCAAGCAGGAACAAGCUGAACUCCUCCACCAAGUGCUCUCCUCUAAUGACGAGGAUUGUCGUGAAGAGACGUUGAUUCCUGACCCAGACGGCUUUGCUGCUCCUGGUACUGGAGCUGCCGGCCGAACAGGAUCUCACUUUGACAGACGAUCUGGUGCCAAAAUGUCAAGUCUUUCUGGGGCUGACGAUACUGUGUUUGUGGACACCAGCUCGGCUGCAGUACGGGCUAGGUUGGCUGGGGCGAAGGAAAGGCAUCCUCUCUUUAAACUCUUUAGAAGAUGA